Messenger RNA from Ipomoea triloba (trilobed morning glory), 1843 nucleotides. RefSeq lists its product as uncharacterized. The record is from RefSeq and is a predicted model, not a curated record. The transcript has 6 exons. Lineage: Eukaryota; Viridiplantae; Streptophyta; Magnoliopsida; Solanales; Convolvulaceae. The coding region runs from base 302 to 1672 and encodes 456 amino acids. Gene Ontology annotation, molecular function: lipid binding.
AUGCAACAUCUGAAAAUAAUUAUUACUUGCCCACAACAAUACUCGAUCUCACAAAAUUCGCCUGCGUUUACACGCUAAAUUCCAGUCGGAAUCCACACGAGGCGAUUAGCCGUCUUGAUUCUGCCACGUAUUCAUCCGUACCGGCGAGCGAUCUCAUGAAUCCCUGCAGAAAUCUCUCCGUGUAGCUGCAAUGCUUCUCCAUCUCUUGAAUCCUUGUGGAUACGCACAUGAAUACGCCUGCAUAUGCGUGCAAACUUGAAGUAUUUUUCUUAUAUUUGGUUCGAAUCUUAGGAGGACGGAUAUGGAGGUUGGGAGAUGGGUGGAUCUCGGGGGGCUGGUCAAUAGGCCGGCGGUGAUGGAAACAUUCGUCGACAUUUUGCUCUGCGUCGUGCCGAUUUGGAUGGCGGUGAUGAUUGGGCUCAUGAUCGGGUGGUCUUGGCGACCGCGGUGGACUGGCCUUGUGUUUUUGGGGCUACGUUCGAAAUUGAAUCGGUUAGUAUGGACCGCUCCCCCCGGGUUUGGUGCUCGCAGGCUUUGGUUUGCCCUUACGGCGAUCUCGGCUUAUUCGGUUGGGCGGAGGUUGUGGAAUAAUUUCCGCGGUAGGUCGCAGAAACCGUCCGCCACAGAUGAUGCGGAGGGGGCUACAUUGGUGGUUCCGCCUUCGUCUUUGGUCACGGAUAGCGGCGGCGAUGAUUCAAUCAAGGACCUUACCGGAACUGCUGAACGGAAAGAUGUUGUGACAGAGGAUGAUCUGCAACACUUUCUGCAUCUUCUAGAUGGCAGAGAUGGGAAAAUGGCAUGGCAGAGCAUGAUGGAGCGCUCUACAUCAAACAUGACAUACCAAGCUUGGCGUCAUGAGUCUGAGACGGGCCCAAAUGGGAUGCUACUCCGGAGCAAAACAGUGUUUGAGGAUGCUACUCCAGAACUAGUAAGAGAUUUCUUUUGGGAUGAUGAGUUUAGGCCUAGAUGGGAUCCUAUGCUUGCAUACGUCAAGAUAUUGCACGAAUGCCCUCAUACUGGAUUUAUGAUACUUCACUGGAUUAAAAAGUUUCCCUUUUUCUGCAGUGAUCGUGAAUACAUUAUUGGUAAAAGAAUAUGGGAAUCUGGAAGAGCAUAUUAUUGUGUAACAAAGGGUGUCCAGUAUCCAGCUUUGCCAAGGAUGGACAAACCUAGGCGUGUGGAUCUCUACUUUUCAAGCUGGGUUAUUAGGCCAGUGGAGUCACGAAAAGGAGACGGACAAUUCACUGCAUGCGAGGUCACUCUCAUCCACUACGAAGAUAUGGGAAUUCCCAAGGAUGUAGCAAAGCUGGGUGUUCGGCAUGGCAUGUGGGGAACCGUUAAGAAGCUGCAUUCUGGCUUCCGGGCGUAUCAGAAUGCAAGGAAAUCCGACACUUCAGCAGCAUCUAGGUGUGCAUUAAUGGCACAAAUCACAACCAAAGUUUCAGUUGAUGAAGAAUCAAGUAGUAGCAUGGAGCCAGUUUCCAGCGAUGAAGCAAGAACCCAGAUUUCAGCUGUCCAACAACGGAACAAUGGCAGUGGAAUCGACUGGAGAAUACUAGUGAUUGGAGGAACUGUGGCAGUAAUGUGUGGUCUUCAUACAGGAUUAAUAGGUAAAACUUUGCUAUUUGGGGCAGGGCAGAGAAUGGCUAGGAGAAGGCAAAACCGUAGGUGAAGAAGAGGUUUUCAGGCAAUUGCAGCAUCUUAUGUACCCAUUUUAGCACUAACACGAUACCUUUAAUUAGUUAAUUCUUUUUUGUAUUGUUAAUUUGGAAAAUGGCAGCAAACUACAUCUUUCACGUUAUUUUAAUUUGAGACUAAUGAAUUUACUUGAUACUCCGUAUUA